AUGGAGACAAUCGAUCAAGGAUCAAUGCUGAAUGUCGACAUUCCUGUGGUGAAACUUGACAUGACCAUAGACACGGAGCCUGUAGCGUGGCUACCCAGUGAGCCAGUGUGUGAUGCCACAGACUUCACUUUACUAGACGUUGCUCCUGUGAACACCUCAGUCACACAGCCUGAAUUUGAGACACUGAUGCCAUAUGAGCCUGAACCUGAAGUUGAAGGACCUCACAGCGCUUUCAUGCUCUUCAUGCGUGAGUGGAGGGAACGCGUCAUGAAUGAGUUUGGUGUGGACGACAGCGAGAUUGUGAAGACCAUUCUGAAAGACCAGUGGGAUGAUCUACCCGCGGAGGAACAGGCCACGUACUAUGAGCUGGCUAAAGGAGAAAACAUCCUCCACUCCCAGCAGCAUCCCGACUGGUCAGCCAAAGAAAACUAUCAAAAAAGCGAACAAGGUCAAGCUGUUGGAUGUAAGCGGAAAGGAGACGAAAUCCAGGGUGCUGAAUGUAAGAGGAAAAGACAAGAGAUGAACUGGGUCACCCUGAACCAGCAGGACAUUAAGUGGUUAGCCUGUGCUCAGCUGCAGUUGGACCCUUUGGCUGGGGAUGAAGAAUCUGAAGAACCGUCACAUUCCAAGAAGCCUUGUUUGAUGUCAGGAUACGAGGACAGACAGGAGACGCAGCAAAAAGGAGAAGAAAGUCAAGCUGUUGGAUGUAAGUGGAAAGGAGACGAAAUCCAGGGUGCUGAAUGUAAGAGGAAAAGACAAGAGAUGAACUGGGUCACCCUGAACCAGCAGGACAUUAAGUGGUUAGCCUGUGCUCAGCAGCAGUUCGACCCUUUGGCUGGGGAUGAAGCUCCUGCAGCGGCGCCUCAGCCGCAGACAUCAUAUGUUAAAAAGCCAGCGAACGCCUUCAUGAUCUUCAGGAGGGAGGAGAAAGACCGCAUCAUGGCACAGCAUAAAUGCAAAGAUAGCUGCCACGUGAAUAAGAUUCUGGGAGAGCUGUGGAAAAAUAUGACACGGGAGGAAAAAUCCAGAUACUUUGAAAAGGCCAAAGCAGAAAAGCUCCUCCACUCCCAGCUGCACCCCCACUGGACGUUCAAAGACAGCUACGGUAAGAAGACAAAGAAGAAGAAGAACAGGACCACCGAGCCACCCAGCAGGCUGUAAGGCAGCGGUGCCCAAAGUGUUCUAGAAAGGGCCAAGAGGGGGCAGGUUUUCUAUGCAGCACUGACUCCAGCAGAUGAUUUCACUAAUGAAUUCAUCCCAUCUGCUCAAAGUGAUGUUCAUCUAUGAAAAGCGUCUCUGAAACAAUAAAGUGCCAUUUUUGGCACCACAUUGGCCCCUCUGAAGCUCAACAUGGAAAUUAUACAGUAU
Molecule: messenger RNA, 1368 nt
Organism: Thalassophryne amazonica
Lineage: Eukaryota; Metazoa; Chordata; Actinopteri; Batrachoidiformes; Batrachoididae
Product: high mobility group B protein 6-like
Exons: 13
Coding region: 1-1161 (386 amino acids)
Biological process (GO): regulation of transcription by RNA polymerase II; canonical Wnt signaling pathway
Cellular component (GO): beta-catenin-TCF complex
Molecular function (GO): RNA polymerase II cis-regulatory region sequence-specific DNA binding; DNA-binding transcription factor activity, RNA polymerase II-specific
Source: RefSeq, a predicted model, not a curated record